GGUGCCGUGAUUGGCUGGGACCCGGGAGGCGCCUCUAAACGUGGCGCGGGGUUUGCUCCUGCGAGGCUGGGACCGGUGGGCGGAAUGUCCCAAGCUGGUGGCGGUGCGCGCGGUGAUGCGGGUCAGGAAGACUCUGCUGCUGCCGGCCCGUUCAGCUUCAGCCCGGAGCCUACGCUAGAGGACAUUCGACGUCUCCAUGCGGAGUUUGCUGCGGAGCGGGACUGGGAGCAGUUCCACCAGCCUCGGAACCUCCUCCUAGCCUUGGUGGGAGAAGUGGGCGAGCUUGCAGAACUCUUUCAGUGGAAGUCCGAUGCGGAACCCGGUCCUCAAGCAUGGCUGCCGAAGGAACGAGCGGCCCUUCAAGAGGAGCUUAGUGAUGUCCUCAUCUAUCUGGUAGCAUUAGCAGCUCGCUGUCAAGUGGAUUUACCUCAAGCAGUAAUCUCCAAAAUGGACACCAACCGCCAGCGUUACCCAGUCCAUCUGUCGCGAGGUUCUGCCUGCAAGUACACAGACUUGCCCCACGGGACCAUCUCUGAGAACCAGGCUACAGCGUCUGGAGACCCUGCCUCUGAGUUGAAAGACCAGACCUCCACCUAG
Acomys russatus (golden spiny mouse) is the source of this 597-nucleotide messenger RNA. RefSeq names its product dCTP pyrophosphatase 1 (gene Dctpp1). The transcript is spliced from 3 exons. Gene Ontology annotation, biological process: nucleoside triphosphate catabolic process. The coding region runs from base 85 to 597 and encodes 170 amino acids. Gene Ontology annotation, molecular function: nucleoside triphosphate diphosphatase activity. The record is from RefSeq and is a predicted model, not a curated record. NCBI's taxonomy places the organism in Eukaryota, Metazoa, Chordata, Mammalia, Rodentia, Muridae.